Mesorhabditis belari is the source of this 1008-nucleotide messenger RNA. The record is from the annotation of a GenBank genome assembly. NCBI's taxonomy places the organism in Eukaryota, Metazoa, Nematoda, Chromadorea, Rhabditida, Rhabditidae.
AUGCUGAUGGAACGAGGACAACAACAGGAUUGCCCCUCCAGACCAUCCACAUCACAGGUGGAAGUGCUAUCGACUUGUUCCUCAUCUAGAGACAGCGGAAUCCAGGCCGAUCCCUCGAUCCAGCAUUUCGAGCCACAGCUCUCCACCCCAUCCUCUCCAUCUCGUCAAUCUUCCCCCUGGCCAAUCGAAUCGGAGACAUUCAGUGAGCGGGAACCCCUCAUUGUUGUCGUCACCUCACCGUCUUCGAUUCCAAUUCACGGAAAAGAUUUCCUCACUCAAAUCUCCCCUUCAAAACAAAUCGAUUGCUCGACUCGACUCGACGGGAGUCGAUUCUCUCUGGCCUCCUAUCACUCAGCCGCCACAUCAAGCAGCUCUCAUUCUCUCUGCCGAAUAUGUCACCUCAACAAAAACACUCGAAAAGAUCCGCUGAUUUCCCCGUGUCGUUGCUCGGGCUCAAUGCUUUACCUACACAAAUCUUGCCUUGUGCACUGGCUAGAGCUAUCAACUCGUAAAAUGGUUCCAUCGCCUCGGUGUGAGCUCUGCGGAUAUUUCUAUCGAAGGGGCAACUUUUUUAGCAUCCGACGGCUACACGGUCCCCAUAUUGACACUCGAGAUCGAAUCCUCAACUGUCUUUUCCUCUUCGUUUUACUGAUCAUGAUCGUUUGUGCGGGAAUGGCGCUACAUUUUCUCCAUCAACAACACUACACAACGACGAUCAGGGGCUACCGUAUCGUCUCUUCUCGUCUUUCUCAAGACGAUUUCAUCGUUAUCGUCUCUUCAAUCCUUUUCUUCGUUGCCUUUUUCGUCGCUAUUUUCACUCAGUAUCGAGCGGAGGCAUCGAUUUUUCGGAUCUGCUUUCGACUUUGGGUGAUCAACCGCAAUUGGACGAUUCGAAAUUAUCGUUUCGAGGAGGAUGAGGAAAUGUUAAGGGAAAGGGGACAAAGGCAGACGAUUGUCACCAUUCAACAGCCGAUAUUAGCACAGGGAAAUGGGAAAAUCGACAGGAAA